CAUCAUGGAGUUCACUUAUAUGUGUUGAUGCUGUCAGUUUCGUGCCGGUUCAAUGUAUAGUAUUACAUUUCAAAUUAUAAUGAACAUAUUAUAUUUGCUGUGUGGGAUAUCAUUGAUAAUAUUAAUAAUACGUAGAUUAUGGAUUAAUUAUUGCAAAGAAAUUAAAAAUGUAUGCAUCGUUGUUUUUGGAGAUUUGGGAAGAAGUCCACGAAUGCAGUACCAUGCGUUAUCCUUUGCAAAGGAAGGUUUCAACGUGGAUUUUAUAGGUUAUCCUGGUACAUCUCCAUUAAACGAAAUCAAAGAUAAUCCACGUAUAACUAUACAUUAUCUUUCGCAUCCUCCAUCAUUGGAAAAUACUUUACCUAUCAUUUUGCAUUAUAUCGUAAAAAUACUUUGGCAAAGCUUUACGCUUACAUUUGUAUUAUUUUCUAAAAAUAUAUCAAAUUACAUUUUAAUACAAAAUCCACCAGCCAUACCUACAAUUCCAAUAUGUUGGUUUUUUUGUAUCUUAAGCGAAGCCAAGUUUAUCAUUGACUGGCAUAAUUAUGCACAUUCCUUAAUGGCAUUAAACUUAGGGAAGGAUCAUGUUAUUGUAAAAAUAGCAAAGUUUAUCGAGAUGUAUUUUGGAAUCAGAGCACAUUAUAAUUUUUGCGUUACCAAAGCUAUGAAAGAGUAUUUACAGCAGCAAUGGGGAAUUGAAGCACAUGUUUUGUAUGAUCGUCCAGCAAGCUAUUUUAAACCAAUCUCACUAACAGAUAAACAUGAGUUUUUGUUACAAUUAAGUAAAAAGUAUGAAGUCUUUCGUGGAAAUAAAGAAAAUUCUACAAUUUUUACUGAAAGUUCAGGAGAAGAAGUAAAUUUAUUAUCUGUAAGACCAGGCUUUAUUAUAUCCAGCACAAGUUGGACAGAAGAUGAGGAUUUUACAAUACUUAUAAAUGCUUUGCAAGAAUAUGAAAGUGAUUGUGAUGAUGAAAAUGCAGAUCUACCAGACUUAUUAUGUGUAAUAACGGGUAAAGGACCGUUAAAAGAAUUUUAUACUGCCAUUAUAAAGUUGAAGAAAUGGAAACAUGUUACAAUUGUCAUGCCAUGGUUGGAGAAUGAAGAAUAUCCCAAAAUGUUGGCUAGCGCAGAUUUAGGUAUAUGCCUUCAUGUAUCUUCUAGUGGAUCAGAUUUACCAAUGAAAGUGGUUGAUAUGUUUGGAUGUGGCCUUCCUGUUUGCGCAUAUAAUUUUACAUGUUUAUCAGAACUAGUAAAACACGACGAAAAUAGUUAUGUUUUCUCGAAUGAGAAAGAAUUAGCUGCACAGUUGAAAUCAUGGUUUCUACGGUUUCCCAUUAAUGAAUCGCAAAAAAAGAUUCAUAAAAAAUUUCAAAAUGAAUUGUGUAAAUUUCAAGAAAUUCGUUGGCACGAUAUUAAUGGAAAAGUUGUUCUUAAUAAUCGACCAAUCAUCGGUAUUUUAUCGCAAGAAAUUAGUCCUCAUUUGAAUCGUACUACUGGUGGGCAAUUCAGUAGUUAUAUAGCUUCGUCUUAUGUUAAGUUUGUUGAAGGUGCCGGUGCAAGAGUGGUACCAAUUUGGAUAGGAAAAAGUAAAACAUAUUAUGAAAAUAUACUUCGAAAAUUAAAUGGAGUUCUAUGGCCAGGUGGAGCUACAUUUUUUAACAAUAGUAAAGGAUAUGCUGAGGCGGGCUAUAAGAUUUAUCGAAUCGCUGAAAAAAUAAACGAAAAAGAACAUUUUCCAAUUUUAGGAAUAUGUUUAGGAUUCGAAUUAUUAACAUACGUAGCAGCUAACAAAGAAGAACAUAGAAUCACUUGUUCUAGCCAAUCACAAGCUCUACAUUUGAAUUUCAAUAAAGAUUAUAGAAAAUCAAGAUUGUUUAAAAACGCAUCAUCAGAUAUUAUAGAUAUUUUGAAAAACCAGGAUGUCACUAUUAAUUUUCACAAGUAUUGUACAACAAAAAAGGGACUAGCAAGAGUUAAAUUGAAUAAUACUUUCCGGAUAAUCUCCCAAAACGUAGACAGAAAAGGCAUAGAAUUUAUAUCUAGCUUGGAACAUUUUAAUAAGCCUUUUUAUGGAUUACAAUUUCAUCCGGAAAAAAAUAUUUACGAGUGGAUAAGUGGCAAAAAUAUACCACAUACUUCUGACGCCAUUGAAGUCAGUCAAUAUUUUGCUAAUUUCUUCGUAAAUGAAGCUCGAAAAAAUAAUCACGCAUUUACGAAUUCUACGGAAGAAGCCAAGAGUUUAAUUUAUAAUUAUCAAACACACUAUACAGGAAUAAGAGGAUCGUCUUUCGAACAAAUUUAUUUAUUUUAAUCUAUAUUCUAGAACAGUAUAAUUCUAAUAAUAAUAAUAAUUGGAAAUAAUCUUCUUAGAUUCAAUAUGUGAAUUUUCAUGUUGAAUGUUAUUUACAUUGCUAUUGAAUAUAUAU
This is a messenger RNA of Vespa velutina, 2426 nucleotides long. RefSeq names its product chitobiosyldiphosphodolichol beta-mannosyltransferase (gene Alg1). Gene Ontology annotation, molecular function: mannosyltransferase activity; omega peptidase activity. Gene Ontology annotation, cellular component: endoplasmic reticulum. NCBI's taxonomy places the organism in Eukaryota, Metazoa, Arthropoda, Insecta, Hymenoptera, Vespidae. The transcript is spliced from 14 exons. The record is from RefSeq and is a predicted model, not a curated record. Bases 53 to 2311 code for a protein of 752 amino acids.